GGUUGCUUAUCUUAAUUAUAUUGCAUUAAUGGUGUUCUUGAGAUAUACUUAUGCUCUAGUUUAUGUCGUAAGUGAUUUAUUUAUUCAAUAUUUUUGUAAGUGCCGUUUAAACAGGAUGAUAUUUUGUGAGCUAAGCUAACUGUUAGCUAGCACCAUUUGUUUACAUUAGUACUUCCAUAUGGUCAGCCACCUUCAUCUCUGCGACUGUCGUUUUAACAAGUUGCCUUUUUUCCUGCUACAUAAGCGGUUAAAGACCAGUGCCGAAACACAUUUAUGAUGGAAAACUAUCAACAAAUAUAUAUUUUAUGAUGACCGUUAAAUAGGACGAGGGAUGAGGGUGUUCGGACCAGCAGAGCUGGUCGCAGGUCUGUGUCAUACAGACGAGCGGCAUCCUUUCCCCGUGUGGCAGAAUGGACACAUCAGCCCCUGUUUUAACCAACUCGUGCUCGGAGCCUUGCCUCAUGCAGGGAUGGCCAUUUUCAGUGCCUGCUACCUCAGCAUGGCGAGACGCGACCUCCUGCAGACGUCUCCUCCCUGUGGUUGGACUCUCCGCUGGAUGGCGGCUCUGCUGGCGGCGCUGCUCUUCACUGCAGAUGUCGUCCUGGUGAGUCUCCUCCAGCAGGCGGGCUUGUACCUGGACGUCCUGGCCGACGGCUGUGCCAUCCUGGCCUGGCUGGUCCACUUCAGUGCCCUCACGGUGCUGCAGAGCACGGCCUUCAGGAGAAGCAGAGGACCUCCGCUGCUGCUUCUGCUGGUUCUUCUGUCCGUCCCAAACCUGGUCAUCACCUUGAUGAUUUACUGUGACAAUCAGGAAUGUUUGAACCUCACAGAACCUCUUGAACUGGCACGUUUCGCGCUUGCCUCGGCCCGGACGCUCCCGCUUCUGGUUUAUCUCCUGGCAUUUGCGUUUCCCUGCAUCGGUGAUGCUGGAUACACUUUGUACAUCAACGCUGUGGAUGGAUCCCCACUCAUCCCAGAGAGCACGCAGCCGGACACAGGUGAGAUGGUGGCGGAGGACGGGAGCGGCUGCGUCUCUCGGCUCUUCUACCUGUGGUUGAAUCCUCUCCUCAGGCGAGGGCAGCGAGGGGAGCUGGACAGACCAGCUGAUGUUUAUCAUCUGCCUCGGAAACUUCGGACUACUGUGGUUUGUCGAUACUUCCACCAGUGCUGGGAAGCCUGCAGGCGAGGAGCAGCGGUCAGUAACGGGCAGGAUCCGUGGCCCCGGCCGGUCAGCAGGAACCUCCUGAGUGGCACCUGGAGCUCACACUACCAGGAGGAGCCACUGGAGCUGGAGGGGGAUGUGGGCCUGCUGAGGGUGCUGCACAAGGCGUUUGGGAUGCGUUUCUACAUCCUCGGUGUGCUGAAGGUGGUGGUCAACAUGCUGAGCUUCACAGGUCCCCUGCUGCUCAGCAGUCUGGUGAACUUCAUGGAGGACGAGGGAGCUCCAGUCAGCUGGGGCGCCUGGUGCGCUCUGGGGCUCUUUGCCACCACCCUUCUCACUUCCUUCCUCCGAAGCAUCUUCGUCUUCGAGAUCUCCAAGGUGGCGCUGUCGGCCCGCGCCGCUCUUGUGUCGGCCAUUUACGGCAAAGCCCUGCAGGUCAGCGGCAGCAGCUUGGUCGACACGACUCUGGGGAAGGUGGUGAACUUGAUGAGCACGGACACCAACCGCGUGGUCAACUUCUUCGACAGCUUCCAUGAGCUGUGGAGCUUGCCCUUCAGGUUUAUCAUCACCCUCUACCUGCUGUACCUGCAGGUGGGGGUGGCGUUCGUCGGAGGGCUGAGCGUGGCUCUGCUGCUGGUGCCGUUCAACAAGUUCCUCGCGUCCCGCAUCCUCAGCAACAACCAGCACAUGCUCAGGCACAAGGACAGCCGGGUGAAGUUAAUGACAGAGAUCGUCUUCGGCAUUCGCGUCAUCAAGUUCUACAACUGGGAGCCUCAUUUUACUCAGAAGGUCGUCGACUGUCGUAAACAGGAGCUGUCCCACCUCAGGGCCCUCAAGUACCUGGACGCCCUGUGUGUUUACACCUGGGCCGCUCUGCCCGUGGUCAUCUCCAUCCUCACCUUCGUCACGUACGUGCUGCUGGGACACCAGCUGACUGCAGCCAAGGUGUUCACCACGCUGGCUCUGGUGGGGAUGUUGAUCAUCCCCCUCAACUCGUUCCCCUGGGUGCUCAACAGCAUCCUGGAGGCCAAAGUGUCUCUGGCGCGAAUUCAACGCUUCUUCAAACUGAGCAACCAGGAUCUGCAGGCGUACUACGCCCUGGUGUGUCCUGAAAACAGUCAGACAUCAAUCCUGAUGAGCCAGGGGAAGUUCUCCUGGCACGACCCCGACGCUCCCAACCAGAACAAAGAGGGAGAAACUGAAGCUGCUGCUGAAGGGAGUCUGAUGCUGCACAGUCUGACUCUACACGUCACUAAGGGCUCUCUGGUCGCUGUGGUCGGGAAGGUCGGCUGUGGGAAGAGUUCCUUACUGGCUGCGCUGACUGGAGAACUCAACAGGCUGAGCGGAGUGGUUUAUGUUGCGGACAGAGAGGCCGGCUUCGGUCUGGCGUGUCAGGAGCCCUGGAUCCAGCAUGCAUCAGUACGGGACAACAUCCUGUUUGGCAAAGACUACGAUCCCGACUUCUACCAGGCCGUGAUCGAGGCCUGCGCUCUCACAGACGACCUCAACGUUUUGCCGAGCGGUGAUAAGACAGAAGUGGGAGAGAACGGCGUGACGCUGAGCGGAGGACAGAAGGCUCGACUGGCUCUCGCCAGAGCGGUUUACAUGGACAAAGACAUCUACCUCCUGGAUGAUCCGUUGGCAGCGGUCGACACCGACGUGGCUGAACACCUCAUGAAGAAAUGCAUCAUGGAGCUCCUCAGAGGGAAGACCAGAAUCCUUUGCACACACCGCGUGGAGUUUGUGGACAAAGCAGACAUGGUGGUCCUCAUGGACAACGGGACGAUUAUCAAAACAGGCACACCAGCAGAAAUCCUUCCUUUGAUCGAGGCGGUGCCGAAAAAGCGGAAGAACGACGACAACAUGAAAGAGAAAAAUGGUGUGGAGCAGGAGGAAGAGCAGCCGGGUUCUUCGCCUGAUCUGCGUCUGGACCAUGACCCCGACCUGUCGGGGGUGGAGCAGAAGCAGGUGGGCGGGCUGGCGUGGAGAGUUUACCAGACCUACUGGGUCGCUGUGGGCGGAGCGCUGGCCGCCUCCAUCCUGAUGUCGCUGCUCCUCAUGCAAGCCUCGAAGAACGUUUCUGACUGGUGGCUGUCUCACUGGAUCUCGGAGCUGAGAGAAAACGGUUCCACCGGAACAAAUAGUUCCUCCUCAGGCGCCUUCGGCUCAGCUCACCUGCUUCUCUUCUCACCUGGAGGCUUAAUGUCUCCUCUGUCCUCAGUGCAAACCUUCACUUCAGGCAACAUGAGCUCUGAUGUCAAGUUUUACCUGACGGUGUACAGCUCCAUCGCCGCGGCCAACACCGUCUUCACCGCCCUCCGAGCCUUCCUCUUUGCCUACGGAGCCAUCUGCGCCGCCACAGCCAUCCACACCAGACUUCUGGACCGCGUCCUGAAGGCCACGGUGUCCUUUUUCGACACCACCCCGAUGGGUCGCAUCCUCAACCGUUUUUCUUCGGACCUGUACACCGUGGACGACAGCCUGCCGUUCAUCCUGAACAUCCUGCUGGCCAACGUAUUCGGUCUGCUGGGGAUGCUGGUGGUUAUAAGCUACGGCCUCCCUUGGGUCCUGGUGCUCCUGCUGCCCCUGACUCUGGUCUACUACCGCACGCAGCACUUCUACAGACACACCUCCCGGGAGCUGAAGCGUAUGUGCAGCGUCACUCUGUCGCCCGUCUACUCGCAUUUCUCUGAGACGCUGACCGGGCUGGGAACCAUCCGGGCCAGUGGCAGCUCUGCCAGGUUUGAGGAGGAGAUCGCCCGGCGUCUGGAGCAGAACCAGCGCUGCUUGUUCCUUAGCAACGCUGCCAUGCAGUGGCUGAGCAUCCGGCUGCAGCUGAUUGGCGUUGCUGUGGUAACCGGCCUCGGUGCGAUCGCCGUCGUCCAGCACCAGUUUCACUCUGUGGAUCCGGGUCUGGUCGGUCUGUCGCUGUCCUACGCUCUGUCCAUCACCAACCUGCUGUGUGGCCUCAUCGACGGCUUCACUCAGACGGAGAUGCAGCUGGUGAGUGUGGAGAGGACGGAGGAGUACUCCACCGGGCUUCCCACCGAGCCACAGCACCAGAACACGCAGCUGCCUCCGGCGUGGCCCGAGCACGGCUGCUUGGACUUCCGCGGCGUGGUUUUGAAUUACAGGGACGGUCUUCCUAACGCCCUGGACGGGGUGAGCCUGGUGGUGCGACCUGGGGAGAAGGUGGGCAUCGUGGGACGCACGGGCUCCGGAAAGUCCACGCUGUUCCUGGCCCUGUUCCGCAUGGUGGAGCUGAACCAGGGUCAGAUCCUCCUGGACGGGCUGGACAUCAGCGCUGUGGGCCUGGCCCAGCUCAGGUCCAGGUUGGCCAUAAUUCCUCAGGACCCUUUUCUGUUCAGCGGGACCAUCGGGGAGAAUCUGGACCCGUGUGGGCGACACUCAGACCGGCAGCUGCUGGACGUGGUGGAGCAGUGCCACCUCAGCUCCGUGGUCGGCAGGAUGGGGGGUCUGCAGGCUGAAGUCGGAGAGCGGGGGAAAUCCUUCUCUGUGGGGCAGAGACAGCUGCUGUGUCUGGCCAGAGCUCUGCUGACCGAGGCCAAGGUUCUGUGUAUUGAUGAAGCCACAGCUUCCGUGGAUCAGAAGACGGACAAACUGCUGCAACAGACCAUCAGAGAGAAGUUCCAGGACAAGACGGUCCUCACUAUCGCACACAGGAUCAACACCAUCAUGGACUGCGACAGGGUGCUGGUGAUGCAUUCUGGGAAGGUGGUGGAGUUCGACACCCCGGCUGCUCUCUGCCAAACUGACCACUCCAUCUUCCACAGGCUGGUCGGUUGGAGAGGACCGUGAGAUGACGAAACAGACACUGGAAGGAGGGGGAAAUAUGUAUUUCUAUAUUUCUAUCCUGGGAACUCGCUGCCUUUUCUCUGCGCCGUCCUUCACGCACAAUCUUUACAGAACGCGUUAAUGCAAAACCUUCCUGCUGUUGACGCAGAGGAGUGGGAAGUUUUAUCUUUUUAUUUCCUUCUGACAUUUAGUUUCUUUUAAUUGAUUAUUUUACUGCUGAAACAUCAUUAAUUGAAAUGUUCCUGAAUUCCUACAUUUUGUUUUUGACAAAGGAAAAACUAAACUUUCUUUGAAUUACUUUUUUACUUGAUUUUUAUUUAUUUAUAGUUUUUCAAUGUAGCACAAGAUCAAUCGAACAGCGUUGCAUCAUCAGGGCUGUUUCAAACAGACCUUUACAGAUGUUAGACAAGAUAAAGGUUUAGUUAAGGAAAGACAUUGGACAAUGGGAGAACAAAAAAAGAAACAUACUAUGUGUAUAUAAUAAUAAUAAUAAUAAUAAUAAUAAUAAUAAUAAUAAUAAUAAUAAUAAUAAUAAUAUGAUAAUAAUAAAACCCAAAUGAUAAGUCAGGCCUAAUGGAGCUGGUACAGCCCAACAGGAGAUCGUCUAGGCCCGAAUUCUUUGGGAGCAGUUUUACUUUGUCGACAUAACAUAAAAAAAGCUUAAAUUAUAGAACAGUUGAGCGUCUAAUGGUAUAUGCUAUCUUUUCUAUAUGGGGACAUUUUUAGCUAUGCAUCAAUACAUUUGCACUGCAAUUUGUCCAGUUUGUCCUGCUGAGAUUUGUUUAAAUGCAUUACAAGUGUCUGUCAGCAGGCCUCGCAUCCGCCGCAGGCCUCGCAUCCGCCGCAGGCCUCGCAUUCGCCGCAGGCCUCGCAUCCGCCGCAGGCCUCGCAUCCACCGCAGGCUCCGAUGAACCAGCUGCGUUGACUGUUGGGGGUCAGCAUUUGCACUCGUAUUUGUAUAUUUUGGAAAUAAUUCUAAUUGAGGUUAGCUGCUUUUAAAUUGUGACCCUUAUUUAGACAAUUAAUUAAUUUUGUAGAAAUUAUUUCAGUUGAGUAAGAAUUAUCUACGACCCGGAGCUUCUGUUGUAUAAAGAAACAUCCGUGUAAAGUUUUUGUAGAUGUCAGGGAUUCCUGUAUAUGAAUGACUUAUCUUGAGUUUUUCUUUGUAAAACGAGGUUUAAAUGAAGGUCUAUCUUUGAUAAAGUGUUUUAAUUUACACUUUUGCAUCCAUCCAGUGGCAGCAGCGCGGAUUUAGGGCAAAGAUACCUGCUCUGUUUGAGCUACCUCAGCUCCGAGGCAAGGCACUAAACAUUGAGCUGUUAUAACUAAAAGCAAUAUUCUGAGGACAUUCGGUGUUAAUCACAACACAGAGGAUGUUUAGGGUAGCGUACUACUACAAUAAAACUCAGAUCAGCUUCAUCUGGAUUGAAGUUAGCCUGUAUUUCAUAGAGAUUAUGAGAAACGGUGUGUUUUGGUGUUCCUCAGGGAAGCUGUUUUGGUCCUCUGCCUUUUUUUGUUAUAUGCGCGUUUCUUUGAUCUUCAGAGAAUAAAAUGGACAUUGCUGCUACUGUAUGCUGACGAUGAACAAUUCUACAUUUCUGUUGAGACAUUUACCUGUAGGCCGUCAAUAAAUGGAUUAGUUACGGUUUCUUACAAUUACAUUUUUUAGGAAAAAUGCAUUUAUUUGCAUUACUGUUACAGAAAUAAUUACAUGGCUGCAAAGCUGAGAGAAAUUAUCAAUAUUGUCAUAAAGUUAUUAUAACAAUCUCUUUUAUCUUACAAAUCUCACAUAAACAAGGCGACCAAAUAAGCAUCUUUUCACGUUAGAUAUUUUGCCAACGUGCAGCCGUUCCCUUCCUAAAAGAUGCUGAUUAUUCACGUAAUAGUAAUUAUAUCAUUAUGAAGUCAUCACUUAAAUUAUAUGUUUUUUGAUGAACUCACAGCUGCUAGUUUAUUAGACGUUCACAAUUAAACCCAAAGUGAGAAAACCGUGAAUGGAGCUUUUAUCAACGAUGCUCCUAAAUGUCCUUAACUUUGGAACGUUUUUCCGAAACAAACUGACAACUUAUAACUUACAUACUUAUUAUCUGUUGUUUCCCUUUUUAAUUGUAAUGUUUUGUUUUUAUGCUUUCACAGUUGACAAAAACAAAAAGAACAGCUGCUGAGGUUUCGGAUACAAGUCUCAAGGUUUUUGUUAUUUAGAAAAACUUGAGAUCGUUUUUAUAACCGGAGAGAAUGUCUUCAUAAUGAAUUAGUUGUGUUCAGUGUGUCGUGUGUUUAUACGUUCUGUGUAUCCGUUACAAACACUGUGACUUCAUUUACUUCCCCCCGACUGUUUUAUACUGAAUACAUAUGUUUUAGGGACAUACAGUUUGUUACCUAGCGCUGCAACUGAUGAUUGUUUUCACCAAUUAAGUGUUCGGUCUGUAAAACUUAAGGAAACAAGCCUGUGUCACAAAAUCCUUCAGUACAACGCUGAAGAACCAAACGAAAGAAGCAAAUUCUCUUGUUUUGAGAACCUGUAAACAUCAAAUAUUUGGCUUUUUUCUUGAAAAAUGUCUCCUAACAAUGAUCAAAAUAGCUGCCUAUGAAUGUUAUUUAAAUCCACUAAUUGCUGCGGAUUCAGAUUUUAAUACUGACCAUCAAAUUGAUAUAUUGCAUAUUCCGCUGGUUUACUACGUGCAUUGUUAUACUGAACCGUUUAGAGCCGCUGUAAACAUUAAACCUUCCAUAUGUGCAAUGUGAUGAUAUUUAAUCACCUAUAAAUCAUUUGAGAAAGUUUGUACCUUUUAGUUUUUUCUUUGAUUUGGUUUUGUCAACAAAGUUGGUUUAUAAUUAAAGUACUCGUAAUAAAUCAGAUUCUUGUGUAAUUGUUGUCA
Messenger RNA from Cottoperca gobio, 7857 nucleotides. RefSeq names its product ATP-binding cassette, sub-family C (CFTR/MRP), member 10 (gene abcc10). Lineage: Eukaryota; Metazoa; Chordata; Actinopteri; Perciformes; Bovichtidae. Gene Ontology annotation, molecular function: ATP binding; ATP hydrolysis activity; ABC-type transporter activity. Gene Ontology annotation, cellular component: membrane. Gene Ontology annotation, biological process: transmembrane transport. The record is from RefSeq and is a predicted model, not a curated record.